Molecule: messenger RNA, 1623 nt
Organism: Rhinocladiella mackenziei CBS 650.93
Lineage: Eukaryota; Fungi; Ascomycota; Eurotiomycetes; Chaetothyriales; Herpotrichiellaceae
Exons: 3
Coding region: 1-1623 (540 amino acids)
Biological process (GO): protein phosphorylation
Molecular function (GO): ATP binding; protein kinase activity
Source: RefSeq, a predicted model, not a curated record
AUGUCCGACCCCUUCAAGGCCAGAACACUGAAAAGGAAGAAUGUCAAAGGAUUGGCCUUGAAUGCUCCUCCUCGGACAGCAAAUCCCUCGGAAGGUGAUUCACAGAUACCUGGGGCCCUGGGAAAUUCGGAAAGUGACCGUACAGACACGUUGGAAAUUGGAUUGGAAUUCAAACUCGACUUGAGAAGUGAAGAUCUGAUCGUACUUAAAGAGCUGGGUGCGGGCAAUGGAGGAACUGUGAGCAAGGUCAUGCAUGCCUCGACCAAGGUGAUCAUGGCGAGAAAGAUCAUCCGAGUCGAUGCAAAGGAAAAUGUCCGCAAGCAAAUCGUCAAGGAAUUGCAAGUCGGACAUGAUUGCAGUUCACCAUAUGUGAUCACAUAUUAUGGAGCUUUCCAAAAUGAAGCUCGCGAUAUUGUACUCUGCAUGGAAUACAUGGAUUGCGGAUCCUUGGAUCGUAUAUCUAAAGAUUUUGGUCCGAUCCGCGUCGAUGUACUCGGGAAAAUCACAGAAUCCAUACUUGGAGGCCUUGUAUACUUAUACGAGGCACACCGCAUCAUGCACCGAGACAUUAAGCCAUCCAACGUGUUGGUAAAUUCGCGGGGAAUGAUCAAGCUAUGUGAUUUUGGGGUCGCUACAGAAACCGUCAACUCGGUUGCCAACACAUUCGUCGGAACUUCUACGUACAUGGCGCCGGAACGAAUUCAGGGAGGAGUUUACACCAUCAAAUCAGAUGUUUGGAGCGUGGGUCUUACAGUGAUGGAACUUGCCAUUGGGAGAUUUCCAUUCGACUCCAGUGAUUCUGCCGCCGGCGACCGGGCCAGUGCGGGACCGAUGGGAAUUCUCGAUCUUCUGCAAACCAUUGUCCAUGAACCUGCACCAAAAUUACCGAAAAGCGAAGCGUUCCCCGUCAUUUUGGAAGACUUUGUGGCCAAAUGUUUACUCAAAAGUCCCGACGAGAGACCGACGCCGAGAGAACUGUACGACAGGGACAACUUCUUGCAGGCUGCCAAGCGGACCCCUGUUGAUCUGCAAGAGUGGGCUGUUUCGAUGAUGGAAAGACACAAUCGGAAAUCCUAUUUGGCACCUCCCGCCCCGAAAUCCCUCAAGAGUGAUGGCACAAGCUCGGACGCGUCCUAUGCCACAUCUGCGGCGUCCACCGCAUCUUUCGCCAGCGAUACUCGAAGCACACCGAUGACAGCGAGACGAUAUGCAAGUCCUACCUCCGACGACAUACCAGUUGCGGCUCCACAAUUCGCCUCUCAGCAGACUCCAACUGGAAUUGUGGAGAGAUCACCGCCCCCUCCGCUUUCUUUACAACAUCUCUCCUUGGAGACGAGGGAUGCGCCCAACGGCGUCGGAUCUCGUUCCAAUCGCCUGGGAUACAACGACCGAGACAACAUACCUGAGCCGGCCUCAGCUAUUGAACCUUCCCAGCGGCCAAUGUUCCCGCCGAGGACAAGCAGUAGUAACUCUGUCAUGAAUAGAAACCCUCUGGCGAGCCCAGCGCUUUCCAUACGACAACCGCCACCUUCUGGACCCCUCCCACCGCCUCCGAUGAAAGACUUACCGGCACCACCUACAUUGAGAAGCGCGGGAAUAGCUAGUCCACGUCGAACUAGGUGA